AAAACAUUGGCCAGGAUGGAAUCACAAUAUUUUCUUUAGAACGAGGAGGAAGAUGCCGAGCUGGACACGGGAUAUUCAAGACUGGAUCAAGUUCAUUAUUUGGACGUGAGCAUGUGUGGAGAGUGCGCAGGCUUUUUCGUGAGGACGAGUUUCUUUAUUUACAGUGCAGUCAAGUCAAAUGAUAAAGGCACUUCUAGUGAAGGAAGGGCUGUAAAGAGUGAGCAAACGAUGAUGACUAGAAAACUGACAGCAUACUUAUGUGCUGGAAAUUAGCCAGGGUCACUCAGGUGAUAAAAGCAUUCUGUCUUAUUCAGCUUUGUCCAAGACAGGGACAAUGUCCUGUGUCUUAGUCUGAGCAGAGAGAGAUGAGGAGAUAACAAAUCAUCAGACAUCCUUUAAGCACACAGAGGGCAGGAAAGCAUCCAGAUGUGAGUUGUUUUGAGUCGUUUUGGUGGUGGUUUUUAGUUGUAAACCGAAGGACCCGAACCCUCCUGGUCCCUGUUAGUGGAAAAAGAAAAACAUCUCUGGACUUCAGCAGAAUGGAUUACUCAGACACUCCUGAAACCCAGCGGCGAAAGGCCAAGUUGAUGUUUGGCCUGAAAGGAAAGAAGAAGAAGAAGAAGGAAGUCAACACAGACCUGGUCCUAGCAAACAAGGGAGCUGUGGACAGUGGGGCGGAGGUGCCUUCUGAAGCGUCUCCCAUGGUGGAGGUAAUAAACACUGAGGACCAACCAGGAAGCUCUGCAGUCAGAACCAGAAUAAUACCAAACAAUAAGAGGGCCAAACUGAGAACUUGCAUCCAGAUGAGUGAAGAGAAGCCUCAGCACUUCCAGAUUUCCAUUAACAUCACAGAGGCCAGGCAGCUGGUGGGAGAAAACAUCGACCCCAGUGUGGUGAUCGAGAUCGGUGAUGAGAAGAAACAGACUUCAGUCAAAGAAGGAACCAACGCUCCCUUUUACAAUGAGUAUUUCGUGUUUGACUUCUUUGCCCACAAAGAGGUCUUCUUCGAUAAAGUCAUCAGGCUGACGGUGAUACACUCUAAAAUGCUGAGGAGUUUCUGUGUUGGAGCCUUCAAGCUGGAUGUGUGGACAGUAUACAGACAGCCAGGUCACCAAUUCAUCAAUAAGUGGGCAAUGCUGACCAAUCCUGGUGACAUUAGCACUGGAGUCAAAGGUUAUGUCAAGUGUGACAUCAGCGUCUCAGCGAAGGGAGACACCAUAAAGCCAGGACCAAAAGCGAGUGAUGCUGAGGAAAAGAUAGACAAGAACCUGCUGAUACCAGAAGGUUUUCCCUCGGAGCGACCCUGGGCUCGUUUCUAUGUGAAGGUGUAUCGAGCCGAAGGCCUUCCACGGAACAACUCCAGCAUCAUGGCCAACGUCACCAAGGCCUUCAUAGGAGACAACACAGCACUCAUCGACCCAUAUGUAGUGGUGGGCUUCUUCAAACAAGUGGGUCGCACAUCUACACAGAAGUCCACAGCAGACCCGGUGUGGAAUGAGCAGAUCGUCUUCACAGAGAUGUUUCCCCCUCUGUGUCAGAGACUGAAGAUUCAGGUCUGGGAUGAGGGAAGCAUGAGCGACGUUGCCAUAGGAACCCAUUACUUUGACUUGAGACGCAUCUCCAAUGAACAGGAUGGCGACAGAGGGUUUUUACCAACUUUUGGACCUGCUUGGAUUAACCUGUACGGCUCUGCCCGAAACUAUUCUAUAGGUGAUGACACAGUGGAGCUUAAUGAGGGCAUCGGAGAGGGCGUGUCCUACAGGGGUCGGGUCUACAUGGAGCUCACAGUGGAGAUCCUAUCAGGAGGGACUGGUUCGGAGUCCAAACUCAGCAGAAUGGUCAAGCCAUUGAAGGACACUAAAGCAGGGAAAGUAGGAGGGAAGGAUGGUAAGACUCCUGCAGGAGGAGGAGCGGUAGGAGCAGCAGGAGGAGCUGCUGAUGAUGACAAAGGAAAAGCUUUGGCUCCAGAGGUCCUGCCUGUGGAAUCUCCUCCUGUCCUGGAUUCAGACAACAUUGAGAGCUUUCUGCUGUUCGGGGCGUUGUUCGAAGCCACCAUGAUUGACAGGAAGAUUGGAGACAGGCCCAUCAGCAUCGAGUUCUCCCUCGGUAACUACGGUAACGUGUUGGAGUCUGCAGGCCAGCCCAGCGCCCCUGCUCCCAGUCCUGCUGUCAGUCGGAGGAGAAGAGGGCUGGACGUCCCAGAUAGCAGUGACUUGUUUGGCUCCUCUCCUCUCAGCUCCCCCAUUUCCAACCCAUCCUCCCCUCUCCUACCCAAGGAACCUCAGGACUUCCCUAUGACCUCUAAGUCAACCACGCCUCCACAAAGGCCGCUCAUCGUCGACGGAAACAAGCACUACAUGCAUCUUCCCCUGGAGAAGCAGAAGCCGUGUAUUAAUGUGCUGAGUCACUGGGAGAACCGAACCUACCGACUCUACAACUCUAAUAUGCUGGAGAAUAUAGCUGUUCUGUUUGAGGAGGGUUUGGAAUUUGCAGCCGAGCUAAACAGGAAUUCAGAUCCAGGGGCGGAGCAUAUGCUCAAAACCAUCCUCAGAGAGUUCUGUAUGGACGCCAGGAGUUUCAUUGCAACAUCGGAGGCCAAGUUGAAGGGAGAGCUAAAGUCGAGCUACCUGACACAGCUGGAUAGGAAACGCCUCACCAUGUGUAAAGAGGAACUGGAGAGUAUGAUAGAAGAGGCCAAGUCCUUGGUUGAGAGGAAGAGAAACACUGGUGGUGUGAAAGAAUUGCUGCUGGAUGCAACAAAACUCACACACAAACUACGCUUCCUUGUGGAGGAGCCCCAGCACACAGUGCCCGAUGUAUUUGUGUGGUUGCUAAGCAACAACAAGCGUGUUGCUUACUCUCGGGUGCGUGCCAGAGACCUGCUGUACUCCAGCAGCCGGGAGGCCCGAGGAAUCCACUGUGGCAAGAUAGUAACACUGUUUCUAAAGCCUCCAGGAAAGCGUGUUACAGGCUUGUCAGUCCAAGCAAAGCUGGAUGUGUAUCUGUGGUAUGGACCCUGUUCAGAGUCUAUCCACAUGCUGGACGAUCUGCCUGCAGGGUUCAUUUCGGCCACCGGGGGCGCUGACGCCAGCUGCCCUCCAACAAGCCUGCUGUGCACAGAGCAGUAUCAAUUCCAGUUGAGGUGCCACAUGUAUCAGGCUCGUGGUCUCAUCGCUGCAGACACCUCCGGCCUGUCAGACCCUUUUGCUCGAGUCACCUUUCUGUCACACAGCCAGACCACCAAUAUAAUCAGUCAGACUCUCAGUCCGACAUGGAAUCAGUGUUUGCCGAUGAGCCCCCUGCUGCUGAGUGGAGAUCUGCAGCACAUCCAGCAGGAGCCGCCACGCAUUGUCAUCGAGGUGUACGACGACGACGCGCUGAGUAAGGCGGAUUAUCUGGGAGCCACGGUGACGGUGCCUGAGGUGCGAUUGUCCUCUGACCCCUACACACCUCCAACUCUGCAGUACAGUCCCCUGCACUGCGGCAGCCAGACAGGAGGAGACCUGCUGGCUGCUUUUGAACUGCUGCAGAUCCAAGAGUUUGGAGAGCCGAGUCUGCCGCCGUUAGAGGAACAGGAAGGAGGCAUCUUCACGGUUCCUGCCAACAUCAGACCUGUUCUCAGCACCUACAGGCUGGAGGUGUUUUUCUGGGGUCUGAGGGAGCUGAAGAAGGUUCAGUUGCUGUCUGUUGAUCGCCCACAGGUCUUCAUAGAGUGUGCAGGUAAAACAUUGCGUUCCUCCGUCAUUCAGAAGUACAAGUCCAACCCAAACUUCACCACGCUGGUUGAUUUCAUUGAGCUGGAAUUACCAGAGAACGAACACCUCCACCCUCCUCUCAGCCUCACUGUUGUCGAUUGGCGCGCGUUUGGUCGCAGCACGUUGGUAGGAAACCACAUUAUCAACAACCUCAAGGCCUUCAAAUACAUCCCACCCCCAGCCCUGCCUGCUCUUUUACAGAAACACAAACCACCCAAAGUCACAUACACCCUCGGACCUGCCCUGACACCAGAUCCACAAAGCACUGAGGGAUCAUCCCAGCACGCUGGAGAGACCAGUUCAGCUGCAGCACUAACAAAUCAAGACUUCAUGAUCACUGUGGAGGAUGAAGCCCCACCUACACCUCCAGACCCACCCAAACCUAAGGAAGAAACCAGGAAGAAAAGGGACAGCACGAAAAUGAGCACUCGUGGUCGUUCCACCAAGCGGAGGAGGCGGACCAUCGCUGACGAAUCAGCAGAGAGUGUCAUCGACUGGUGGUCCAAAUACUACGCGUCUGUAGAGAAACAGGCCCAACAGGACAGCUCUCCUUUCCCCCAGAUCUUUGAGAGAGCUUUGCCGUACCAGAGCUUGCUCAGCGAUGGAAUAGACUCCUUGGUCAGCAGCUUCUCCGAAGGGGACAAGAAGAAGAAACAGAAAGAAAAAGGAACACUGGAGCCAAGCAUUGGUCUGCCUACUAAAUUAGCCACACUCAAGCUGUACAACAAGGAGCUGGAGGCAGAGUUUGGCCCUUUUGAUGAUUGGGUGAACACAUAUGAGCUGUUCAGAGGGAAAGCCAAUGAGGAAGAGGGCGCGACUGAGGAGAGAUUCGUUGGCAAAUUUAAGGGGCGAUUCUGCCUGUAUAAGCUGACUGAGGAUGAGGAUAGGGACAAAGACGCGGACACCGGGGACUUCAGAGUCAACAGAGGAAUCCCUCCCAACGGACCGGUCCAAGUCCUCAUACGGGUUUACAUCGUCUCUGCGUCUAACCUGCACCCAGCUGAUCCGGAUGGGAAGUCGGACCCUUACAUUGUUAUUCGACUUGGCAAAAACGAAAUCAAAGACAGAGACAACUACAUCCCUAAACAGCUGAAUCCUGUGUUUGGAAGAUCUUUUGAGAUGCAGGCAACAUUUCCUCACGAGUCUCUGCUGUCAGUGGUGAUCUAUGACUAUGACAUGGUGGGAGGGGACGACCUGAUAGGAGAGACUCACAUCGACCUGGAGAACCGAUUCUACAGCCGACACAGAGCCACCUGUGGCCUCCCUACUGAGUACAGUCUUGACGGUUAUAACGCCUGGAGAGACUGUCUGAAGCCGACGGAGCUGCUGACUAAGCUGUGCAGAGAGAACGGUCUGGACGACCCUCAAUGCAAACCUGGACGCAUCACUGUGGCUGGCAAAGUUUUCAUCGGCAAGACGCUCUUCAUGGAUGAAGACCAGCCACUGGAGUCCUAUGAGCACUUGGCUCUGAAGAUCCUGCACCGCUGGGCGGAGAUUCCAGCCGUGGGAUGCAAGCUGGUACCAGAACACAUCGAGACCAGAACUCUGUUCAACAAGGCUCGGCCCGGCAUGGACCAGGGUCAGGUCCAGAUGUGGGUAGAUAUGUUUCCCAUGGACUUACCUCAUCCCGGACGUUCAGUGGACAUUUCACCUCGAACACCAAAAGGGUACGAGCUGCGUGUCAUCAUCUGGAACACAGAGGAUGUGAUUCUGGAGGACAGCAACUUCCUGACCGGUCAACAGUCCAGUGAUAUCUACAUCAAGGGCUGGUUGAAAGGUUUGGAGGAUGACCGACAGGAGACAGACGUCCACUACAACUCUCUGACUGGGGAAGGAAACUUCAACUGGCGCUUUGUGUUCCCCUUCAGCUACCUGCCUGCUGAGAAGGUACUAGUGGUGAGGAAGAGACAGCACAUUUUCUCCCUGGAUAAAACAGAGCAGAAGCUUCCUGCCAUCCUUAGUCUGCAGGUCUGGGACUUUGAGACGCUCUCCUCUGACGACUUCCUAGGCACCGUGGAGUUAGACCUCCAUGGUUUCCCUCGAGGGGCAAAGACAGCAAAGUCAUGUAAGGUGGACAUGUUGACGGACGGGACAGAGAAAAUCUCCAUCUUUCAGCAGAAGAGAGCAAGAGGCUGGUGGCCCUUCUGCAAGUCUGGAGAGCUGACGGGGAAAGUGGAGGCGGAGUUCCAUCUUGUGACAGCUGAGGAGGGUGAGAAGAAUCCUGUUGGCAGAGCCCGCAAAGAGCCGGAGCCGCUGCCAAAACCAAAUCGUCCAGACACCUCCUUCUCGUGGUUUGUCAAUCCAUUCAAGUGUUUCUUCCACUUGGUGUGGCGAAGCUACAAGAAGUACAUCAUCAUCGCCCUGGUCCUGCUCAUCACAGUACUGUUCCUCGCCCUGUUGUUCUACACACUGCCAGGAGCCAUUUCUCAGAAGAUAAUUAAUGGAUAACACACAAAAAAAACAGACUGACUGUGUUCACGCUGUAGUUCUAAACAUAUACUCAAAAUUAUGGAUGGCUUUUAGAUGAUGCAAUUCCCCUUACGUGCCUGACAACAACACUCCCCAGCUUUUUACAUUACCUAUUUUUAAGAUUUAUGUCUUUACAUCAAUAGGAACAAAUGGGUUUGGGGCUGAGAGCCAUAGACACAUUUUAGUGUAGUAUUGAGAGACAAAUGCAUUAGCACAACAGUCUUGGUCUUUUCUAAAGGAAAUGUUAACAAUAACAAAAAUCUAGAAUAUCACAAGCCUUGAAGCAUAGGUUCAGUUUUUUUUUUUUUAAGUCUAUCUAAAUGCAAUACACAGAACGAGGACUGUGGAAUUCAUCCCCAUCUCUUACAGUUUAGUCAUGCUACGGGAGAAGGGCUUUACAGCCAGUAUGAAGAGGAACGAUAAUUACAACAACCAAUAACUCUUACAACGUACUGCAGUGUUGUCUGAAGAUAGACUUUAAAAAACAUCUGAACCUGUACUUUUAGCUUAUCUACAUAUUAUAUGUUAAGGAAGAGUCCAGCUUAGUGAAAAUAAAAAAGUACGACACAGUGCUUAUUUU
This is a messenger RNA of Perca fluviatilis (European perch), 6804 nucleotides long. It is a transcript of the gene fer1l6, whose product is annotated as fer-1 like family member 6. Bases 540 to 6203 code for a protein of 1887 amino acids. Lineage: Eukaryota; Metazoa; Chordata; Actinopteri; Perciformes; Percidae. Gene Ontology annotation, biological process: plasma membrane organization. The transcript is spliced from 46 exons. The record is from RefSeq and is a predicted model, not a curated record. Gene Ontology annotation, cellular component: membrane.